Molecule: messenger RNA, 858 nt
Organism: Perognathus longimembris pacificus (Pacific pocket mouse)
Lineage: Eukaryota; Metazoa; Chordata; Mammalia; Rodentia; Heteromyidae
Product: periphilin-1-like
Exons: 1
Coding region: 65-835 (256 amino acids)
Biological process (GO): negative regulation of gene expression, epigenetic; negative regulation of DNA-templated transcription; protein localization to heterochromatin
Cellular component (GO): nucleoplasm
Source: RefSeq, a predicted model, not a curated record
GCCACCAUAUCAUCCUCUUGCUGAUUCUCAGCCUUAACUCUGGCCCACAGCACUGGAACUAAGCAUGAAUUGCAACCUCUUGAAACUGGACACAAGAGAUGGUUUUAGAAGAAAAAGUUUCUACUCUUCCCAUUAUUCGAGGGACCGUUCUCCCCAUAAAAGGGAGCCUCCAUUUUUCAGAGAGUCACCUGGAGGUCGAAAGGACUCUCCACACAGCAGAUCUGGCUCCAGUGUCAGCAGCAGAGGCUACUCUCCAGAACGGAGCAAGCCGUAUUCAUUCCACCAGUCUCAGCAUAGAAGUAAAGAGAGAUCUGCUCAGUCCUUGAAAACAUCACGAGACACUUCACCUUCAAGCUCUUCAGCAGUUCCUUCAUCAAAGGUGUUAGACAAACCCACUAGGUUAACCGAAAAGGAACUGGCUGAGGCUGCAAGCAAGUGGGCUGCGGAAAAGUUAGAGAAGUCGGAUGAGAGUAACUUGCCUGAAAUUUCUGAGUUUGAGACGGUACCUGCUGCAGCAUUAUUCAUUGACCAGCCAGAGGAACCUGAGUCGAACACAACCAAUGGGAUAGAAUUAUUUGAAGACAGUCAGCUAGACAGACACUCUAAAGCAAUAGCAUCAAAAACCAAAGAGAUUGAACAGUUUUACCGGCAAGACUGUGAAACCUUCGGGAUGGUGGUGAAAAUGCUGAUUGAAAAAGAUCCUUCAUUAGAACAGUCGAUACAGUUUGCACUGAGGCAGAAUUUACAUGAAAUAGGUGAGCGGUGUGUUGAAGAACUGAAGCAUUUUAUUGCAGAGUAUGAUAAUUCUGCUCAAGAUUUUGGAGAGUCUUUUUAGAAAAAUUAGUGUUCAGGCAAAAU